Messenger RNA from Daldinia loculata, 1398 nucleotides. RefSeq names its product MFS general substrate transporter. Gene Ontology annotation, cellular component: membrane. Gene Ontology annotation, molecular function: transmembrane transporter activity. Gene Ontology annotation, biological process: transmembrane transport. Lineage: Eukaryota; Fungi; Ascomycota; Sordariomycetes; Xylariales; Hypoxylaceae. Bases 1 to 1398 code for a protein of 465 amino acids. The record is from RefSeq and is a predicted model, not a curated record. The transcript is spliced from 8 exons.
AUGACGGUAACAAAGCAAAGCCAGGGGUACUCCCUACAUCGCCUUAUCAAAGAGAUCUUCAAUUGGUACCCUUCUAGUUACCCUGCGGCAGAGAGAAACUUACAAGGACUACAUCUCGAAGACCAAACAAACAUCAGCAAUGCCUACGUCAGUGGUCUCAAGGAGGAAUUUGGAUUAUACGGCAAUGAACUCAACUAUUUCAAUGUUUGCUACUACGUGGCUUAUGUGAUUUUUCAAAUCCCCGGCAUGCUACUUAUGUCGCGACCUCUACUAGCGCGCUGGUUGCUACCGGCUCUCGAAGUUCUCUGGGGUAUCUGCACUUUCGCACAGAGUCGAGUUACGAAUGUUCAUCAACUCUAUGCGUGCCGAUUUCUAGUAGGCAUGUUGGAGGCUCCAGUAUUCGCCGGGACGCACUUCAUCUUAGGAUCAUGGUAUAGUGGCCCGGAGUUAUUUAAGCGAGCCGGAACUUGGUUCAUAUGUAACCCCCUGGGCACCAUGGUAAGCGGGUAUUUGCAAGCAGCGGCGUAUACCAAUCUGUCUGGUGUAGGUGGGAUGCCCGGAUGGAGGUGGCUAUUCAUCAUUGAUGGCAUAUUUACACUUCCAAUUGCGGUAGCUGGAUUCCUGGUCUUCCCGGGAAUUCCGGAUUCGCCAAAGCCAUUUUAUUUCACCAACGAGGAAAUCGCUCUCGCAAAGGCGAGGUUAGAACGGGCUAAGAUCCGCAAGCCGGGCAAGCUAGGGCUUGACGUGUUCAAACGUACACUUGGGCGCUGGCAUAUUUGGGUUUUUGUGUUUUGUUACAUCUGCAUGAUCAUAUCCGGCUAUCCAGACUCAUAUAUGAAUCUCUGGUUGAAAGAACAAGGCUUCUCCGUUAUUCAGAUUAAUCAGCUACCUACUGUCACGUACGCCAUCAACAUCGUGGCUUCUUGGUUGGGUACUACCUUGGCUGCUAUCUAUCCUUCAUGGACCGUUUACACCAGUGCGACAAUAUGCAUCGUGUUCUCGGCAAUCUGUAUGAUUAUUUGGGACAUUCCGAAACCUCUGAAGUUUGUCGCGUGGUACUUCUUCGGUGUAUCAGGGUGCCUAAGUCCGGUCCUAUACUCGACGGUCAAUACAGUUGUGAAGGGUGACUCGGAAGAGAGAGCUCUUAUUAUGGUGAGUGAAUCCAUCUACCCCUUACGAAAGGGGAUUGCAAACCACGGGUGCAAUGAUGACUUUCGGUUAUUCAUUCAACAUUUGGGUACCCCUUUUGCUCUUCCCAACUGCUGGUCCCAACGGUGCUCCAAGAUGGCGUAUCGGAUGGCCUGUCGCCUUAACUUUCCACGUGCUGCUAUGGGCUGGGUUUAUAGUCGCGAUCUUAUUAUAUCGCAGAGAGUGAGUUUCGUCCUAUCUUCAAUUUGA